This is a messenger RNA of Lolium perenne, 357 nucleotides long. NCBI's taxonomy places the organism in Eukaryota, Viridiplantae, Streptophyta, Magnoliopsida, Poales, Poaceae. The record is from RefSeq and is a predicted model, not a curated record.
AUGGCCGUGCCGCCUCCGGCCAUGGCCGUGCCGCUCCCGGCCGCACCCGGCCGCCCUCGCCUCACCCUCGCCCCGGCCCCGGCCGCUCUCGCCUCGCUCCGCUCCCGACCGCGCCGCCCUCGCUCCGCCUCGGCCAUGGCCGCGCCGCUCCGGCCGCUCUCGCCUCGCCCGGCCCGGCCCGGCCGCGCGCCCCGGGCGCCCUCGCCCCGCUCCCGACCGCUCCGCCUCGCUCCGCUUCGGCCAUGGCUGCGCCGUCCUCGGCCCGCCUCGCUCCGGCCAGCCCCGCCCGCUCCGGCCAGACCUGCUCUGAGGCACCAACGCCAGGCCAGCCGUGUAUCCUACAUCAUGCUGGCCUGA